This is a messenger RNA of Anopheles bellator, 1511 nucleotides long. RefSeq names its product ubiquitin thioesterase OTU1 (gene Yod1). The transcript is spliced from 4 exons. Gene Ontology annotation, biological process: endoplasmic reticulum unfolded protein response; protein deubiquitination. Lineage: Eukaryota; Metazoa; Arthropoda; Insecta; Diptera; Culicidae. Gene Ontology annotation, cellular component: nucleus; cytosol. Gene Ontology annotation, molecular function: cysteine-type deubiquitinase activity. The coding region runs from base 141 to 1094 and encodes 317 amino acids. The record is from RefSeq and is a predicted model, not a curated record.
ACAUACCAAAGCUUUCGUGGAUCAGAUAACAGUUUGGCGAUCAAUUACAUGACACAACUUUGGCCUUUUCCGAAACUACCAAAUUUACCGCGUUUCUUAGUACCGCUGCAAUCUAGGCCGAGUCGUUGCUCCACGGUGCGAUGGGGUUUUCAUUGAAGCUCAAGACCAAAUCAGGCCAGCAGCAUAUUGUGAGCAAGCUGCGCGACACAACGACAGUGAAAGACCUGAAGAUAAUCAUUACCGAGCUCACCAAUAUUCCGGGCGACGCGUUACACGUGGUGCUUGGAUUUCCGCCCUUCAAACCUCUCGAUUUCUCCAAUGAAGCGAACCACCUGCACCUGCCAGUGGUGGGCAUCAGCAACGGGGACACACUGAUUGUGGAGGAAAAAUCGUUAACCGCCGAAGAGCGCCAACAGCUGGAAGCUGCCAAGCGGUUGGAGCAGGACGAAAAGCUCGCCCAAGAGCUGGCGGCCCAAGGCACGGACCAUGGCGGGAUUCUGCUGAAAAAGGUCGUCCCGGCGGACAACUCGUGCCUUUUCACGAGCAUAGGUUUCGUGCUCACGGGAAAGGUGGACCCGGAAAACAGCCAGUACAUGCGACAAAUCAUUGCGGCCACCGUCAAUUCGGACAAACAGGAGUACAACGAGGGCAUCCUGGGGCGACCAAACGAUGAGUACUGUGCCUGGAUACUGCAGCCGGAAGCGUGGGGCGGUGCGAUCGAGGUUUCCAUUCUGUCCGCGUACCAUGGGAUCGAGUUUGAUGUCGUAGACAUCACGAACGCCAUCAUCAAUCGGUUCGGGGAGGACAAAAACUAUGGAAUGCGAGCAUUUCUGCUGUUCGAUGGCAUUCACUACGACCCACUGUACCUGGAAUCGACCAAUGGUGAACCGUCGAAAACGAUCUUUCCAAUCGAGGACAAUUCAGUGUACCUGCAAGCCGAGCAGCUGGCCAAAGAGGCAAAAUCGUCACGCCAGUACACGGACGUGAACAAGUUCACGCUAAAGUGUAUAGACUGCGACUGCUUCCUGAAGGGCCAAACCGAGGCCCAACAGCACGCACAGAAAACCGGACACAUUAACUUUGGCGAGGUUUAGACCCACCGAAGGCAGCAACGAAUGGUUCUUUCUUCGAGUGUUUUAAGUUUUCUCAUUGCGGUGUGUGUGCUUGGGUUUGACUUUUCUGCUAGUUUCAACUGAUACAAAGCUUGCAACGCUAGUACUCGUUCAAUUGACCCCUGUUCGGAACACUAGUGAGUUCUCACUGGAAACGGUUCGCAUUGCGCGGGGCGCAGAAAGUGAACUUUUCCCGGUUCUCUCUUUCGAUUUGAAGCUAUACGCUGCGCGAUAUUGUUUAGCAAAUGGGCGAAUAAUGUAAACGGUCACUCAGGUUUUGCAAAGACAAAAAGACAAUGAAUAACAAAACCGAACACACUCUGUAGCUUUGUUUUUUGUAUAUAUUUAUGUUAAAAAGGGAGAAUAAAGGUUCUUUGCUUAGUUUACAGGCCCUACACA